Messenger RNA from Otolemur garnettii (small-eared galago), 2272 nucleotides. RefSeq names its product lymphoid restricted membrane protein (gene IRAG2). Gene Ontology annotation, cellular component: endoplasmic reticulum membrane. Lineage: Eukaryota; Metazoa; Chordata; Mammalia; Primates; Galagidae. The transcript has 21 exons. The coding region runs from base 1 to 2022 and encodes 673 amino acids. The record is from RefSeq and is a predicted model, not a curated record.
AUGCAAACACACAAUUGCAGAAGUCCAGGAAAGGCUUAUCGCUUCCCUGAGAAGAAAAGCACAUUUUCAAUUUGGGAUCCAGUGUUAACUAUCCACCUCCAGGUGAAGGAUCGAGAUCGGGCAGCCCCCUCUGCCCGGGAAGAAGCUGCGUCUUUGCUGCACACAUUAGAGGAAGCAAUUUCAGAACAAUGGAACCUCCAAACUAUAAAUACUGAGUUAUCGAACGCCUGCCAGACACUGGAGCAGAAGACAAGAAAACUGAAAACAACAAUUGAGUCACUUCGAAAGAAGCUAAUUGAAGAGGCACUCCGUGGCUUGCUAUUUCAGAAGCAAUGUUGCCACAAACUGUAUAGUGGUCAAGAAGCAAGAUUACAUCAGACGCCCUUGACCUUGAAACACACAUCCUGGUACACACCUCUGCUGGACGCCUUAUCUCUGGAUAGCUUCACAGUGGUUCCAAGGCUGGAAGUGACGCCUUUCUCGUGUGGAGCAGACCCAACCCAUGCUCUGUGUAAAAAGCCUGAAUAUGAAGAAAUAAAGGAUGGUGCUUUGGAUGUGACCAGGCGACUCAAGUCCUCAGGCCCCACCGGUGGCCCUCACCCAGGGACAGAUUUUUCAGGUGGCAUUGGGAUGACUGAUGACCUAAGGAUGGACGAAAAUGGUGUUGAGCGCUUGUGUUCUGAGAGCCUGCCGCAGCCCAGGGAACAUCCUAUGCCACCAUCACCCCAACCCAAUUCAUCCACAGACACUACUGUAACUUCAAGUGGCUCAAGUCCGGUUGAUGAGAAUAUUGCAUGCCAAGACUCUAUGAGUAAGGAGAAAACUGUAUUAAAUAUGGAAGCUAAAGAGGAACCAGAAACAAUAGCAGAGCAUAAAAAGGCAUGUCCUUCAGGAGACGCUGCCGUUGCCCCUCUUCCCGUGACCACUGUGAAAUCGGUUAACUUUAGACAGAGUGACUGCACUUCUGCUAAUGAGAAGGAGGUAGAGGCAGAAUUUCUCAGAUUAUCUUUGGGAUUCAAGUGUGACUGGUUUACAUUGGAGAAAAGAGUGAAACUUGAAGAGAGGUCCCGUGAUUUAGCAGAAGACAACUUGAAGAAAGAAAUCACUAACUGUUUAAAGCUAUUGGAGGCUUUAACACCUCUGUGUGAAGAUGACAACCAGGCCCAGGAAAUAAUUAAGAAGCUGGAGAAGAGUAUCACGUUUCUCAGCCAGUGCACAGCGCGAGUGGCCAGUAGGGCUGAGAUGCUGGGGGCCAUUAACCAGGAAAGCCGGGUUAGUAAAGCAGUUGAAGUGAUGAUUCAGCAUGUAGAAAACUUGAAGAGAAUGUAUGCCAAAGAACACGCGGAAUUAGAAGAACUGAAACAAGUUCUUCUGCAGAAUGAAAGGUCUUUUAAUCCUCUUGAAGAUGAAGAUGAUUGCCAAAUUAAAAAACGUUCAGCUUCUCUAAACUCAAAGCCAUCUUCUCUUCGAAGAGUGACCAUUGCUUCUUUACCCAGGAAUAUAGGAAAUGUAGGAAUGGCAUCUGGGAUGGAAAAUAAUGAGCGAUUCAAUAGGAGGUCAAGCAGUUGGCGUAUUUUGGGGUCAAAGCAGAGUGAACACCGUCCCUCAUUACAUCGAUUUAUUAGCACCUAUUCCUGGGCAGAUGCUGAAGAAGAAAAAUGUGAACUAAAAACUAAAGAUGACUCAGAACCACCAGGAGAAGAAAUAGUAGAAAGGACAAGGAAGCCAAGUCUUUCUGAAAAGAAAAACGCUCCGUCCAAGUGGCAAGUCUCUUCCGUUUAUGACACCAUAGCUUCCUGGACAGCCACUGUCAAGACUUCCCUCAGAAAGGCUAACAAGGCGCUCUGGCUGUCCGUCCUGCUCAUCGUCCUGCUCGCGGCUCUCAUGAGCUUCCUCACAGGCCGGUUCUUCCAAAAGUCGGUGGACGCUGCUCCCAUACAGGAAGAGGACUCCUGGAUAUCUCUAGAACACAUCUUGUGGCCGUUUGCCAAACUCCGACACAAUGGGCCACCCCCAGUGUGACAGCAGCACACGCUACUAUCUGUAUCUUGAUUUAGAAAGUUUCAGUAUCUGAACUUUGUAAAUUAGUAACUUUUAGCUGGGAAAGUAUAGAAUGAAACCAGAGGUUUUCAGAAUGACUGUAAGAUAUUUUAUUAAUCCAUGCCCUCUUUUUCCAAUUAUCUCUUUGACUAAAAUACAGUGAGGAUGAAGCCUGCCUGCAAUGUUUUAAAGAGUUUUUGAGGAAGAAAUAUAUGUGGUUUUGUUAAAGUUU